This is a messenger RNA of Gracilinanus agilis (Agile Gracile Mouse Opossum), 997 nucleotides long. It is a transcript of the gene ID1, whose product is annotated as inhibitor of DNA binding 1, HLH protein. Gene Ontology annotation, biological process: circadian regulation of gene expression; negative regulation of transcription by RNA polymerase II; cell differentiation. The transcript has 2 exons. Gene Ontology annotation, cellular component: nucleus; cytoplasm. NCBI's taxonomy places the organism in Eukaryota, Metazoa, Chordata, Mammalia, Didelphimorphia, Didelphidae. The record is from RefSeq and is a predicted model, not a curated record. Gene Ontology annotation, molecular function: transcription regulator activity; protein dimerization activity. The coding region runs from base 143 to 595 and encodes 150 amino acids.
AUUGCGUUCCUCACGCUUUACUUUGGAUAUAUCAGGUGUCUUCCCGCACCCGUCUUCCUCGCUCGUCUUCCUUCUGCCCUUGAGGUCUUAACGCUCACCCGUUUUCCCGUUUCCUCUUUCGUUCCUUGUUCGACAGUGAAUCAUGAAGGUUGCGAGUGGAAGCACCGCCGCUGGUCCCAGCUGCGCGCUCAAGGCCGGAAAGGUAUCCGGAGGCGCCGGGGAAGUGGUUCGUUGCCUGUCGGAACAGAGUGUCGCCAUCUCUCGCUGCGGUGGGGCCGGGACCCGGCUCCCUGCCCUGUUGGACGAGCAGCAGGUGAACGUACUGCUCUACGACAUGAAUGGGUGCUACUCGCGCCUCAAAGAACUGGUGCCUACGCUCCCCCAGAACCGCAAGGUCAGCAAGGUGGAGAUCCUGCAGCACGUCAUUGACUACAUCUGGGACUUGCAGCUGGAGUUGGACUCUCAAGCCGCCGGCACCCCCGGGGCCCGCGGUCUCCCCGCCCGGGCGCCCCUCACCACCCUCAACGGCGAAAUGAGUGCCCUUGCGGCCGAGGCUGCCUGCGUUGGUGCAGAUGAUCGCAUCCUGUGUCGCUGAGACGUUCCUCGGACCACCACGGACUCUGGAAGCUGGGGCGAGAGAGAGAGAAGCGCCCGUGGUUUUCCCAGAUUUCCCCAUUCUCCUCCCGCCCUCGUGAGGAACGAGAGGUGUCGGGGAGGCUUGCAGUUCUGCGUGGGGAGUGAUCUCGCACAAACCCCUUGGGAUGAGCUGGUCCAUCUCAGUGCGCCCCGUUGGGACUGGAGGGCAUGGAACCUAUGCUGCAUCAGGGGCCGGAGGCCUCCGGGCCCCAGUGAAACUCUUGACUUCUCUGUGCAAGGGGGAGACCUGUUUAUUUUUUCUAAAGACAGUCCUUGAAAAAAAUGUAAUUGUUUUUUGCUUCUCAGAUUUCUGAGAAAAUAAUUUUGUAUUGUAUAUUACAAUGAUUAUUGAGAAUAUUGU